This is a messenger RNA of Pocillopora meandrina, 2076 nucleotides long. The record is from the annotation of a GenBank genome assembly. NCBI's taxonomy places the organism in Eukaryota, Metazoa, Cnidaria, Anthozoa, Scleractinia, Pocilloporidae.
AUGUUGAUACAGGUGGUUUGUAAACAUGCUACUCUGUCAAUGGCAGAGGGUAAGAUAUGAACCACACUAGUGGGACCUUGCACUGAUGAACAUUUCGUCGUUGACAGCCGAGUGAUUGACGUUUCCACAACCUGAGCAGAAAUCAUAAUCAGGGUCUUGUCAAGUAAGGAAUUGUGAUUGGUUAGUCGAGUGUUAAAAGUCAGGUUCGUGAGAGUUAAUUGGUUACUGACUGUAAGACUUAGUUAGCUUAUUUGAGUUGUGAUUGGUCAGUUUCGAUAAUUACGUUAAGUAGGAUAGUUCUCUUUAGUUUUGACCAAAUAAAUGAUUAAACGAGGUACAGAAGAAUAGAAAAUCCAGUUUUCAUAACAGAUGCUUUAAAUUUUUAGCAUCAUUAUUCUGAAUCACCUCUCCAAACAACUUUGUGCGCACGAGCUGGUGCUUAUCUAAUCACCUUUGGUGACGUAGAAUUCUAAAUCAUAAUAGCGUGAUAAAGAAAAUGAAACAAUGGGCAUACUGUUUUUCGUUAUAUACUUUGCAGUGUUAAUAUCACCAGGUAAGAAGAGCAAUCCCAGAAUUUUACGUAUUUCUUACCUGGUAGGUUUACUUCCACAAGCCUUUCUAGGGAAUCUAGCAUUUACCUCGUAGUUUUACUUGAAAUGCCAGCAAUAAUAAUAAACGUACUUACUUUUUCUCAAAACGAUAAAAGGUCAUUAAAUUCCCAGUACAUUAUACAGAUGAUCAUGGAUGCUAGAAGAGGCCUACUCUGAGACCUUAAGUCGCUUUAAGUCGCCUUAAGUCGCCUAAAGUCGCCUUAAGUUUCCUUAAGUUGCUACUGGUUACGCAAUGUCACAAGGGUUCCACACUUCCCAAUUGACCCUAUCCACUCCACUCCAAUCAUAGUUUUCUGCAGCUAGAAAAGUAGUUGGAGAGACUGGAAAGGAAGUAGUUUUACGAAGGACCUUAGCAUUUGGUUCUCAGCAUGGUAUUGGGGUGUUUUGUCUAACUGAGGCAGGAGACCAACAAAUUGGUUGGGUUACUGAAAAGAACCCGCGCAAUUUUGGAUGCUGUUGGAAAGGCAUGCGACUUGCCAAACUUUCAUGCCAAAAUUGACAGUGCAAGUGCCAAAAAUAUUGGAGACAAGUUUACCAUGAUAACAAUUUUUUUAAUUUGUGCAGCUUUGUGAAAUAAUUAAUACACGUAAAUAAUCAUGUUAUUUUUAAUUGAUUACGUGGAAAAUUUAUGGAUAGCUUCAUGAAAGUUAUGUCUCUUCUUAAAUUAAAAAUUUAUGUCACUCUGUGUAUAUUUAUGAUAGGUCUCUUGAUGUUGGGCAUAUAACCCAUGAUAUUUUCCUGGCCAUUUACUUACUAGCUUUGACUGUAUAAUUUUACAAUAACUGUUGUGGUAAUUCUGUGUGAACACUUUUAGCUAAAUUGGUUUCCUGGCUAUUUAUUCACUAGCUUUGACUUUAUAAUUUAACAAUAACUGUUGUGGUAAUUCUGUCAGAUUUUAUCCUUCAAUCCGCUAAUCUUUAGUAAUGAGUGGGAUUUCAAACAUGGGUAUUUCCCAAAGGUAGCUUUUCUAGAUGGUGGUGUUUCCUUACAACAACGCUGUGAAGUCUUUCUCGUUUUAUUUCAUUUUUGAUGUUUUCAUUUCCAUGUUGGUGGAGCUGUUCUUGGACUUUGCGUUAUUUUACUUUCAGGCCUCUUGCUUCGCUGCCACAUUUGUCCACCCCAUGAGCGGCAAGAUCUAUCUGCUUGUCUCGCACACUCGCCCCAGGAAUGUAAAAAUUAUGAGAACGCUUGCUUCUUUGAAUACCAUGGAAGGAUAAAGAACAUGGGCUGUGGCCGUGACUGGCAUAAACCAGCGGGAUGUCAUGGCGUAAAAUGGUGUCAUAGUGACUUGUGCAACAAGGAGCUCAUCAAGCAUUCACCUUUUCGAAAGGAACUUAAAGAAGACAGCGCUCCGGAUGACACGGGAAACUGGUUUAUUGAUCUGUUUGGCGGUAGCUCGAUGUUAUCGGCUGCUUCAAUUUGUUGUAUUCUUACAAUGUGCUUUUGUGCAGUGGUCUUCCCCUGA